This is a messenger RNA of Labrus bergylta (ballan wrasse), 1540 nucleotides long. Its product is annotated as guanylate kinase-like. Gene Ontology annotation, molecular function: GMP kinase activity. NCBI's taxonomy places the organism in Eukaryota, Metazoa, Chordata, Actinopteri, Labriformes, Labridae. Gene Ontology annotation, cellular component: cytosol. The record is from RefSeq and is a predicted model, not a curated record.
AUGAAGGCUUCACCUCCAUCUUGGCGUGGCUCACCUGGAUGGGGACAUGCCUUUCCACCCUGGACUGGACUCCGCUGGCUUGUGGGGCUAAACACAACAAGAAAUCCUCGUCCUGGAGAAGUGAAUGGCAAAGAAUAUCAUUUUGUCACACGAGAGGCGAUGCAGACAAGGAUAGAAAACGGAGACUUCAUUGAGCACACAGAGUUUUCAGGGAACAUGUACGGGACGAGUAAAGAGGCUUUUCAAGACGUCCAGGCCAAGAACCUCAUCUGUAUACUUGACAUUGACAUGCAGGGUGUGAGGAGCAUUAAAAGGACCGACCUCAAUCCCAUCUACAUCUCUAUCCAGCCGCCAUCCAUGGAGGUCCUGGAACACCGUUUAAUAGACAGAAAAACGGAGUCAGAGGAGAGCCUCCAGAAGCGUUUACGUGCAGCCAGAGUGGAUAUGGAGAUUAGUAAAGAGCAAGGAUUAUUUGAUACAGUAAUUGUCAAUGAUAGUUUGGAGGAAGCUCAUGGGCAGUUAAAGGCAGUUCUUCUUGAGGAAAUACAAAAGGUCAAGAAAACCAACAUGUCUUCGUAGGAUACCGCAGCAUCCUUGCACCUUUUUAGUCCAGUCGAUCCACUCCUCACAAAAUCACAGACCUCCUCUCAAGUCGAGAACAUUCCCUCCGCUGGUCUGUGAAGCUCAGAUGUCCCUUUGACAUGGUAUUCAGGAAAAGUUAUUACCAAAUGAUAUGUAAAGUGGAACAUUUUUUUUUUAUUAUCAACAGGAAGCAUUUCCAUGUUUUUGUUUUUAUUUGUAUGACGAAAAUAUACUCCAACAAUGCUUACUUGUAAAGUGUGGGGCUUUGUUUUCAGUGUGUUUGAGGGCAGAGUCGACCGAUAAACAACACAAGCGGAGAAACAAAACUCAUUCCAUUAUGUGGACAAACCGGUCUUAUCAAGGGUGGGGCAAAGUACAAUUCUGGAUAUCUUGAUUAGAGAGAGUUAGUUAUGCUACCUCUCAUUUGAGGUCUUUCUUUUUCUACAACCCGUCACAUCAUGGUGAUACAGAUGUGCAGUGUGAUGAAUAAAUCACAGACUCAGUCAGGGUUUGAUCUCAGGCCCCUGCACAUGAUUAGUUCAGGGGGGGAAACUCCAGCUCUACAACUGAUUUCUGAAAAUAUGGUGGCUGUUUUACUUUCAUAAGGUUCAUGUAGUAUAACUUUACUGAUUAAAUCAACUAUUCCAGUAUAUCUUCUUACAGGUUGUUGUACAUUUUUAGGGUUUGUGCUUGCUAAACUCCAUGUAAGUGUUUAAAGUUGUGCUUCAGUAGGAUUAAAUCCCAGGGUAGAGGUCGAAACAGUUGCUUCAAACAAACCAAGGACACCAUAUGUCAUGAGGAUAACCGCUCUAAAAUAACAGAUGAAAUGUUUACUUGGAAGUUGUACAUUUUUUUUUAUUGUCACUCUAUCAUGUUGUUGCUUCACCUGUACAGUAAAAUGACACUUUUUUGACUUUGAAGGAAAAUUAAACACUUUUUAUUCUCAGAAUGAAACACA